AUGAACACGCGAAGGCUGCUUCGCAGCAACAACGCAACCACCCACCCAAACUACAACAAGCAAGUUCUUGCAAAGGGCCAGACCGGUCCUAGGGCCACAACAAGACAUACAAAGGAAGAGAAAAAGCUCAGCAGCACGAAGAAAACCGCAAGUCCGGUGGAAGAAAACCCGGCGGAAACUGAACACACCACCUCCCAAACGCAGCAACAACGGGCCCGAACAAACAACCUCGGCCCAUCCUCCUGGAGUGACAGCUUUGAAGAGGAGGCCAUCCCGGCGAACAGCAAAACAGGCACAGUUGACAUCCACGGAAUGGAGAUGGAACGUCGGGCUCACCUUCACACUUCACAAAUAAUCACGGACCUGAUGGACUCAGACACUGAGAUGGGACUGAAAGAAGAAAACGAAACCAGCUGA
Messenger RNA from Acaulospora colombiana, 417 nucleotides. The record is from the annotation of a GenBank genome assembly. Lineage: Eukaryota; Fungi; Glomeromycota; Glomeromycetes; Diversisporales; Acaulosporaceae.